Molecule: messenger RNA, 2384 nt
Organism: Zea mays
Lineage: Eukaryota; Viridiplantae; Streptophyta; Magnoliopsida; Poales; Poaceae
Product: protein NRT1/ PTR FAMILY 6.3
Exons: 4
Coding region: 273-2060 (595 amino acids)
Biological process (GO): oligopeptide transport; transmembrane transport
Cellular component (GO): membrane
Molecular function (GO): transmembrane transporter activity
Source: RefSeq, a predicted model, not a curated record
CAACCAAAUACAGCCAUCCAAACACGCCCUUAGAUCCAGGGUAACCCGAAUCCCGACGCAAAGAUCCACCACCACCACCACGCGCCGUCGCCUAUAAAAGCAGCCCCCCGGCAGCGCAGGCUUGCAGCAGCAAGCAUCGUUCGAGCCCCGAUCGAGCCGACGAGGCCCCAUCCCCAACCCCUCAUCCAUCGCUUGCUCUCUGCCCUCUGGGAGCUCGAGCCUCCUCGGUUGAAUUGUGAGUCGAGCUGCUGAGAAAGACAAGUGCGCGCGAGAUGGCCUCCGUCCUGCCGGAUACUGCGUCGGAUGGCAAGGCCUUGACGGACGCCUGGGACUACAAGGGCCGCCCCGCUAGCCGCGCCACCACCGGCGGCUGGGCGUGCGCCGCCAUGAUACUAGGCGCGGAGCUGUUCGAGCGGAUGACGACGCUGGGCAUCGCGGUGAACCUGGUGCCGUACAUGACCGGCACCAUGCACCUCGGCAAUGCCUCCGCCGCCAACACCGUCACCAACUUCAUCGGGGCUUCCUUCAUGCUCUGCCUCCUCGGCGGGUUCGUCGCCGACACCUACCUCGGCCGCUACCUCACCAUCGCCAUCUUCACCGCCGUCCAGGCCACGGGGGUGAUGAUCCUGACGAUCUCAACGGCCGCUCCCGGGCUGCGUCCGCCGGCGUGUGCGGACGCCAAGGGGGCGAGCCCCGACUGCGUGCCGGCGAACGGGACGCAGCUCGGGGUGCUAUACCUGGGUCUGUACCUGACGGCGCUGGGCACGGGCGGGCUCAAGUCCAGCGUGUCGGGCUUCGGCUCCGACCAGUUCGACGAGGCGCACGGCGGCGAGCGCAAGAGGAUGCUGCGCUUCUUCAACUGGUUCUACUUCUUCGUCAGCAUCGGCGCGCUGCUGGCCGUCACGGUGCUGGUGUACGUGCAGGACAACGUGGGCCGCCGCUGGGGCUACGGCAUCUGCGCCGUCGGCAUCCUGUGCGGGCUGGGCGUCUUCCUGCUGGGCACCCGGAGGUACCGGUUCAGGAAGCUGGUGGGGAGCCCGCUCACCCAGGUGGCCGCCGUGACGGCCGCCGCCUGGAGCAAGCGCGCGCUGCCGCUGCCGUCCGACCCGGACAUGCUCUACGACGUGGACGACGCGGCCGCCGCCGGCGCCGACGUCAAGGGGAAGGAGAAACUGCCCCACAGCAAGGAAUGCAGGUUCCUGGACCACGCGGCCAUCGUCGUCGUCGACGGCGGCGGCGAGUCGUCACCGGCGGCGAGCAAGUGGGCGCUGUGCACGCGGACGGACGUGGAGGAGGUGAAGCAGGUGGUGCGGAUGCUGCCCAUCUGGGCCACCACCAUCAUGUUCUGGACCAUCCACGCGCAGAUGACCACCUUCUCGGUGGCGCAGGCCGAGGUCAUGGACCGGGCCCUCGGCGGCGGCUCGGGCUUCCUCAUCCCCGCGGGCUCCCUCACCGUCUUCCUCAUCGGCUCCAUCCUGCUCACCGUGCCCGUCUACGACCGCCUCCUGGCGCCCCUCGCCCGCCGCCUCACGGGCAACCCGCACGGCCUCACCCCGCUGCAGCGCGUCUUCGUCGGCCUCCUCCUCUCCGUCGCCGGCAUGGCCGUGGCCGCGCUCGUCGAGCGCCACCGCCAGGUGGCCUCCGGCCACGGGGCCACGCUCACGGUGUUCCUGCUCAUGCCGCAGUUCGUGCUCGUCGGCGCGGGCGAGGCAUUCACGUACAUGGGCCAGCUCGCCUUCUUCCUGCGCGAGUGCCCCAAGGGCAUGAAGACCAUGAGCACGGGCCUGUUCCUCAGCACCUGCGCGCUCGGGUUCUUCUUCAGCACCCUGCUCGUCACCAUCGUGCACAAGGUCACGGCCCACGCCGGCCGUGACGGUUGGCUCGCCGACAACCUCGACGACGGGAGGCUCGACUACUUCUACUGGCUGCUCGCCGUCAUCAGCGCCAUCAACCUCGUCCUCUUCACGUUCGCCGCCAGGGGCUACGUCUAUAAGGAGAAGCGCCUGGCCGACGCCGGCAUCGAGCUCGCAGACGAGGAGUCUAUUGCCGUCGGCCACUGAUGCUGCUGCCAGUGCCACAACCCUGCAUGCAUGCGUCUUUCCUUCUCUUUUUUUUUUUAUAUAUGUUUUGAACUUUUGAUGACUUGUUUUGGCCUGAAAUCGGUGGGGCCGCCAAGGGGGGCCAUGCGUGAUGUAUUUUGGCACACGGUGUGACCCCGUCGUACAGACGCAGGUCGAGCUAAUUAACGUGUACCUAAGGGGUGAAACAAAUGUAGAUACAAAUAUACGGCCUAAUAAGUACGUACCUAAUAGUGGUAUACGUACGUUGUAUUCUGCUUCUUGAAAUGAAUGACAGCUAGCGUUGCUGCGCUUGUAUUACAUGAA